Mya arenaria is the source of this 4880-nucleotide messenger RNA. RefSeq lists its product as uncharacterized. The record is from RefSeq and is a predicted model, not a curated record. Gene Ontology annotation, molecular function: protein binding. NCBI's taxonomy places the organism in Eukaryota, Metazoa, Mollusca, Bivalvia, Myida, Myidae. The transcript has 7 exons. Bases 60 to 4133 code for a protein of 1357 amino acids.
GACCGUUUAAAUGGUUGGAAUAUUAAUUUUGGAAAGCGCUCCUAGCAGAUAAACUAAUUAUGGCUGAAGGACAGUCGCCCCCUAAUUCCAAAACGGCAUAUAUUCCGGAUGAGGAGAAUGAAGACGACGAGUUUGUAUCGGAGCUGCAUAUGCUGCAGUCGCUUCCGGAGACGUCGAUGGCGGACAUCGAGAACGACUUCAUCAAGAGCAAGACACCGCCACCUCGCCCGCGGCCAACCAAGCGGAGCGUGCUAGUAGGCAGGGGUACAGCAAGACUGAGGACGAGACCGGCCAGUACUCCGCUCCGGAUGUCGAGCCCGGUAGAUGACGUACAUACAACACGAAGGUCACUGUCCAGAGAGAGUGCGAGAAUUCAACAGGGAUCUCGGAUGGAGGUUAUUGAGGAAACAACAGACAAGUCGGAGAAAGUAUUAUCAAGUGUCACACAAAACAAAGCUCAUGUUAAGAUGAUAAGGGGUAUUGCGCACUCUACAAAGAAAAAGCUACAUUUACAUCAUGUCUGUCACUCGUCGGCAGAAAAAGACGACAAUGGAUCGAGAGCUCUUCGUUCCGCUGUUCAAAUCGCAAAGGCGCACAAUAUUGUAAUGCUGAGUGGAAAACCGGGUAGCGGUAAAACUCAUAUCGCUCUUGAUUUGCUCACUACUCUAACUGAUCCAGAUCACGACACCGUUCCACUAAUAUUUGAAAAUCUACAAUAUAUAAAAUUGUUACAAGAUACAUCAGUGCACGCCGUUGUUCUGGUUGACGACUGCUUCGGGACUGGAAAACUGAACAAAAUACGUGUGAACCAGUUUAAAGACAUUCUGAAGAGCACUACAGAAAUGAUUAACAAGAAAAGAAUAACUCUAGUUUUGACAUCUGAAAACGAUAUACUAGAAGUGCUACGGGACGAUUCGAACAGAAAUAUUCAGUCUUUCAUUCAAUCAGACAAAUACCGCGUUGAUUUCGAUUCUAACGAAUACAAGCUGACAGACAAAGAGAAAAUGGAUCUGUUAUACUUGUACAUGCCAAACAUUAAGCACCAAUCGGUUGACAUAGCUCAGCAACUUAAUGGCCACCAAUGUCAGAUUGGAUUUCCACUGAUGUGUAGUCUCUCUCAGUGUGCAAAAAUGGAAAACCUCAGUAAUUUCUUCGCAGAUCCGUUUCAGUAUAUUGUUGAGAAGAUAAAUACAUUAAAAGAAGAUAAUUUCUCGAGUUAUGUACUGCUGGUUCUAAUACUGAUCAUGGACAGACACUACCCUGCCUCAGGUCUUAGCAAUGUCGACAAGAAACAUUUUAUGACGCUUCUUCAAAUGUACAAACCACUGAAGUGUUCCUAUAUUGAAGUUUCGAAUUCUGUCCAAUUGAUGAAAGACAUGAAUUUUAUUGUUGAAGAUGAGGAAAACUGUCUGCAGUUUUCUCACAGGAUUAUAUUCCUUGCAAUUCUCUAUACCCUGCUGGACAAUGAUUUUUCAUCCAUUUUUGAAAUACUGCCUGUCAGUGCUUUCCUAGAAAUUUCAUUAGUCAUAGAAGACAGUGAAGAGACAUUUUGCACAGAUUUAGAUGAAGGAAAAUUCAAGAAGACUGUUACAAAACCAAUGUGCAGAACAUUCGUAGAUGUCAUACAAAAAGCAAUAAAAACUAAGCCAAUGCAUUUCGAGCAAAUCGCUUGUUUAGAUGUUUGGGACCAGCAGUUGUUUUUCGAUCUUUUUCUCGAAAAGAUCAGUUUGGAAAUUUGCAUGGUACCAGAUGAAAACGGCAUGGUAUUUGCUUCGCACCUACUAUGGGCAGAUCACUUGAGCGUUAUACAUAGGUUGGGCGAAUCAUUGAAGAAGAUGAAAGGAAAUAUCUCGUCAAUGCUCGUAGACGGUGUGGCAGAUCUUGUUUCCAGUGCGUUGGAGAUUAAAGCGAACAUAGAAUUUACUGCAUUUCUCAAAUUUUGCACUGAAGGACAUAAACAAGUAGUGAUGUCUGCCGUUGCAAGCGGGAGCAUCGAACUGAUUGAUUUAGUUUGCAAUCCAGUAUUUGCUUUAUAUCCAUCAACUACUGAUCUUAUGAAAAUAGCAUGUAGAAUGGGAAAAGUUGAAAUUGCAAAGUACUUAAUAGAGAAGACGGAUGCCGAUAUUUUGUCAGGAUUGAAAAGACGAAAAGAUCAAGCAGGGGAAGCACUCAUUCAUAUAGCUUCAAAGAGUGGUGAAACUGACAUACUGCAGUUGUUGGAACAAAAUGGUUUUGAUAUGAAAGUACAAACAAGCGACGGGAAUACUAUUCUUGAUGUAGCUUCGAUGUUCGGAAAGACCAGCCUUGUGAGAUAUAUCUGCUCAAAAUAUCCAACUCUGAUAGGAUAUACAAACAACUUUGGGAUGAGUUGCGCACAUUAUGCUGUUCGUGAAGGGCAUUUAGACACUUUUCAGCUUCUUGUAUCGAUGGGUGCUGAUCCAACAAUAAAGGUAGACGGCGGAAACACAAUGUUCCACCUCGCUGCUGCAAAUGGUCACACGAGCGUUCUCCGAUUCAUUUGGGAUAAAUAUGAAAACCUGCAAAAUAUUAAAAACGACGAGUCCUUUAUGCCACAACAGAUAGCGGCUAGAAAAGGAAAUAUAGAAACUUUAUCUUUCUUUCUGAGCCAAGGGGUCGAUCCAAAUGAGCGCACAGUCGACGGAAGAAGUUUUGUACAUUUGGCUGCUUUUAGUGGUCAUGUAGAGUUAGUGCAAUACUUGUGUAUUAAAUAUCCGAAUAUGGCUCAGGCAAUUGACAGAGAUGGGAAUUCACCAGCGCUUGAUGCAUCUGCUGGUGGCAGUGUUGAUGUACUAUCAUACCUAGUGGAAAACUUCAUUGAUCCGUACGUCGUUAGCGCCGAUGGCUGCACUUUGCUCCACGAAGCAUGCUAUUUUGGUAAUAUAGAGAACGUCCAAUACUUGUGCAGAAACUUUAAGAAUCUCGUAUUAACGCAGAGCAACCAUGGAUACACAUGCUGCCAUGCCGCAUCUCUUGGAGGCUUCGUAGACAUCUUGAAGUUUUUGGAAGCUUCCGGAGCGGACUACCUCGGUGUCGCUAAAGACGGUAGUACACUUCUCCAUGAAGCAGCAUUUGCAGGAAAAGCUAAAAUGGUAGAGUUUAUUCUCUCAUUUCAACCUAAUAUGGCUCUCGUUAAAAACAAGCGAUCCUAUCUGCCUAGCCACUUUGCGGCUCAAGAAGGUCAUAUAGAUAUUCUACUCAAGUUUAUUGAAGUAAUGCCUAACAAAAUGAUGCCGACCACCGAGGAGGGGCAAACAUAUCUUCACAUUGCAGCUUACAACGGAAAGCGGUUAAUCAUACAAAAAAUGUGUGACAUGUUUCCAGACAUGUUAUUGAUGGAAGAUGUCAAUGCUGCACAGGCUUUGCAUUAUGCUGCCAGAGGAGGAUUUGUGAACGUUCUCGAAGAUCUUAUAGCCAGAGGAAGCAAUCCGAUGUCUCAGACUGUUUCAGGGAGCACGAUACUUCAUUUAGCGUCGUUUGAUGCCCAUCUAGAACUGGUCAACCAUAUUUGUCGGAAAUACCCGUUCUUACUAAAUGUAUUGGACAACUCAGGACACAACGCCGCGCAUUAUAGCGCAGGAAGUGGAAAUCUUCCUGUGUUGAAAUUGCUGAUAGACAAAGGUAUAGAUUGUUUAGCCCUAACUUCAAAUGGAAGUACACUUCUUCUGAAAGCGGCCUACAGUGGAAACAUUGACAUGAUGAAAUACCUGUGCCAAACAUUUCCCGAUAUGAUUCCACUAAAGGAUGAAUACGGAUGCACAGUAUUGCAUUAUACGGCGAGCGGUGGACACAUAGAUGCGUUUAAGUUCUUAGUUGAUCAAGGCAUGGAAGUUAUGGCAAAGACGAAAGAUGGACAUACGGUUUUGCACAUGGCUGCAUAUCAUGGACAAAAGAAAACAGCUCAGUUUCUAUGUUCAGAAUAUCCCGAUCUUCGGAACGUCACUGACAACAACGCACAGACGGCUUACGUUUAUGCUAAAAUUGGAGACCAUAAGUCAAAAAUGCGACUUUUGAAACCAAAAACGGAAAAUGGGCAAGGAGGGUCUGCACCUUUUCUUACACGCAUUACCGCAAUAUUAUGCUUUUGCAGAAGAAGAGAUACAUUGUCGUCGUAAAUAUGAUGUCAGUCAUACAGGGGAUGAAAACAAACUCUAUAAGUUUUUAUUUGCAACAAUUACGUCAGUGGUCGAUAUAAAUGUUUUACUUGAACUCUCAGUUAGUUUGUGCUUACUAUUAUAAAGUUUUAACAUUUAUUUUAUCUAGAUGUAUGUGUGUAUAGAAUAGGCGCAUUAACAUUAACAAGUUUAGGAGUGUCCCUAUCAUGAUUGUUAAUAUUACGUGUACAUCGUGUCAAAACGCUUUCAAUGGUAUGGUAUUAUUGAAAACUUGUGCCCGUUCAUAUUGCAACCAAAUACAAUUAUAAAAAUACAUUCAAAUUCUAUUAAGUUUAAUGCAAUACCAACAAUCCUUAAAACUUAGUGUAAGACAUUGGCAUCAUGUUCAGAACUAGAAACUGGAGUAUUAAAUGCCUUCUGAUCGAUAGUCCGAUUGAUAUAAGAGAGAUGAAUAUUUCACUUGUGCAAAUAAUACGUAUUGAUCAUGUCUGUAUCUUGUUGGUAUACUUACGAUUCAAAUGCCUGUGUUUGAUCUGUCCAUUAUGUUUGUUUUUGAAUGCACCUUGGGAAAAUAUAAUAGCGUCCUAUGGCUGUCUAUCGAUAAAAAUCAACUGACACAAAGCAAAUAUUGUUUUAUAACAGUUUUGGUUUCAAUAUGAAUUAUUUAUCGUCAAUGUCUUAUUUUUAAAAGACAACAUUCUGUGAUUUUAUUCAAUACAAAUGAAAUAAAACCAUUGUCAUUUAAAU